This is a messenger RNA of Guillardia theta CCMP2712, 636 nucleotides long. RefSeq lists its product as hypothetical. The record is from RefSeq and is a predicted model, not a curated record. The transcript has a single exon. NCBI's taxonomy places the organism in Eukaryota, Cryptophyceae, Pyrenomonadales, Geminigeraceae. Gene Ontology annotation, molecular function: DNA-binding transcription factor activity. Bases 1 to 636 code for a protein of 211 amino acids.
AUGCAAGCAUCCAACUUGAAAACAUACCGUCGCUCAGUUGCCAUGGUCUGUCCACGAAAGAAGCGUGCCCAAGAAACUCAGCUCUACGACUCGCUUCAAGACGAGCCCGUGUUGCUCACUCGAGAACUUUUGGAAAGUUUCUUCGACAGGCCUCUGGUUGCGGUGUCUCAAGAACUUGGCAUCUGUCCUACAGCUAUCAAACGAGCAUGCAGAAAGCUCGGCAUUGCUAGAUGGCCCUUCAAGACACCUAAUCCAGGCCCCAAGAGAAAGAGGCAGUCCAUUCAGCCUCCCAGGCUCUCCUCUACUGUUUCCUCCUCUUCCGAGCCAACGGACGUUGAGAGUUUAUCGUGUGGCUCCCCUGAUGAUCAUCAAAGCGGCUCAACUGAUCUCUCAGUUGAUAUCACUUUCGAUGAUAUAUGCGAGGUUGUCAAUCAGUCGUCGUGUGAUCUGUGGUAUGACAACACCAGACAGCCGUUUGCGGAAGACGAUGAACAGGCCAAUGUCGACGAACCACAUCUAGUAAUCAACGGGGACUCAUUCGAAUCAUCCCUUCAAGAUUAUUAUUUGGAAGAGGAAGACCAGUUCUUACCAUUUGGUCUGACUCAGGUAGAUGAAGCACCUUUUAUUUGGAAUUGA